Molecule: messenger RNA, 1504 nt
Organism: Populus trichocarpa (black cottonwood)
Lineage: Eukaryota; Viridiplantae; Streptophyta; Magnoliopsida; Malpighiales; Salicaceae
Product: calcineurin B-like protein 4
Exons: 9
Coding region: 391-1077 (228 amino acids)
Biological process (GO): calcium-mediated signaling
Molecular function (GO): calcium ion binding; kinase binding
Source: RefSeq, a predicted model, not a curated record
GGGACCUGAAAGUGAUGGGUGAAAACUAAAAUAAUGAAUGCAUUGACAGAGACAGGAAUCAUGCAUAAAAAGAGAGGGAAGCUGUUAAAGGUAUAUGCUAAAGCUACAAGAAACACAAGAUCCUGAAUAUCUUAUGCUGUUCCUCCUAUAAAGAAAACUUUACAGUGAAGAAAGGACAGAUUAAAGUGCUGUCUUUCAGACUUUCCAAGAUUACACAAGACACUCGCAAAAGAGAGGUUUCGAGCUGCGAAAAGGCUGCAGAUAAUCAAGCUCGGUCACCAAUCAAUCUACACUUUGUGAAAUUACCAGGUGGUGUUUUCAAAUAGUUCAAUUGGCAUGAGCCCAGUGAUUUCCUAGAAAUUUUAUUAGUGACUGGUGCUAGUUGUCUUCAUGGGUUGCUACCAUUCAAAGAGAACUAAAGAGACACCGGGGUACGAGGAGCCAACAGUACUUGCUGCUGAAACACCCUGUGAGUAUGCAUUUUCAAGAGACUCAUUGUUGCAACAUCCUAGUUUUACUGUUAGCGAAGUAGAGGCUUUAUACGAACUCUUUAAGAAAUUAAGCAGUUCAGUCAUUGAUGAUGGGCUUAUUCACAAGGAAGAACUUCAGCUUGCACUCUUCAGGAACAAAAACAGGAGGAACCUUUUCGCAGACAGGAUUUUUGAUUUAUUUGAUGUCAAGCGCAAUGGAGUAAUUGAGUUUGGAGAAUUUGUUCGAUCUUUGGGUGUCUUUCAUCCAAAUGCACCAGUUGAAGACAAGAUCCAUUUUACUUUCAGAUUAUAUGAUUUAAGGCAAACUGGUUUCAUUGAACGAGAGGAGUUGAAGGAGAUGGUAUUGGCAAUUCUGCAUGAAUCGGAUCUAUUGCUGUCUGAUGAUGUUGUUGAAACAAUUGUUGACAAGACAUUUAGUGAUGCAGAUUUAAAAGGUGAUGGAAAAAUUGAUCCUGAAGAGUGGAAGGAAUUUGUGUCUAAGAACCCUUCUCUUAUAAAGAACAUGACUCUACCUUAUUUAAAGGAUAUAACCUUGGCAUUUCCUAGCUUCGUGUUAAGCACUGAAGUUGAAGAUUCAGAAGUGUAGCAGAAAGGUAUCAAUCACGUCAUUUCUAGCAAAGGUAAUCCGCUCGUUUUGGAUCAACUCUAUUUGAGAGAUGCUCGAAUUCGCAUGUGUCAAUACAAGAGCUAGACAGACUUGAGGUUACAAACUCCUAAGUGCAGCCAAGAUCUGAUCUACAAGGUGCAGCUUAUUUGCCAUCGUAAACUUUUCUAAUGCAAAACUGGUAAAGCUUAGUUCGGCUCAUGUUUUGCAUGGUACAUUGCGUCACAGCAUCAUAAAUUUUGCAAUGUAAUAUAUAAAAUGUAUAAGAAGUGUGUUUUUACCUGUAUUUUUCUUUGAAUUAGCACUUAACAUGUAUUAUAUAUGAUAUAGAUAAAAAUUUCAAGGAUGUUUGAUAAGUUAAGGAAAAGUUUCUUUCAGAGAAAAGGGAUACGCAGAAGUCCUUACCUCA